Molecule: messenger RNA, 1237 nt
Organism: Paramecium pentaurelia
Lineage: Eukaryota; Ciliophora; Oligohymenophorea; Peniculida; Parameciidae
Source: the annotation of a GenBank genome assembly
AUGGCUUCCUAUAGAAAUCCAGCUUAUGGUAUUAAUAGUAGAUCUACAUAUGAUCAAAUAAGAUAUCCCUAAUCAAUGAAUAUAGAUAUUAAUACAUAGAAACCUUUGAGUAUAGAAUCAGGGCCAGGAUUACCAAUUUAAUUUGGGUCUGCAUCUGCAAGAGCUUAUGCAUAAGAAGUAUACAUCAAAUUAAGUAUAAUAGUUCUAAAUAUCACCUGAAAUUUAAGCAUUAAAUAAAUAAUAGCAAUUUUAGUAACCAAGUCAAGGAGCUGAAAUUAUAUAAAAUAUAAUAUAACCUUAGCCUAUAUACUAAGAAAUUCAACAUUUGGAUAAACCAGUUAAGGUUGUACCUCGUACUGAUAUUGAAGAGCCAUGGAGAAGUAUAAUUCAAUAUUGAUCAUAGAUAAAUGUACAUUCUUAGAAAAAUAAAUAUACGAUUUGCAAUAAGAAAAUUUUAAAUUAAAAUCAUAAAAUAUUGCAUCUGAAAAGAUUAGUUAUUUUGAAGAUACAGGAAGAGUUAAUUAAUUAAUGUAAGAAGUGGAUAGACUCAAUAAGACAAUUUUAGAUUUGAAUUCAGAAAUUGAUUAAUGGAGACAUAGAUAUUCAAGUUUAGAAGAUUAAUUGAAAACAAGAUCUAAUGUUGAAAUGGAAAUUGAAAGAAUGAAGAGAGCUGUAUAAGAUAAUGAAAAUAUUGUAUAAAUCGAAAUGAAUAGACUUAGAGAAUAAUUAGAUUAAUGGUAAAUAAGAUGUUAAUCUCUUGAAUCUUAGAGGUUUGAAGCCUAAGAAUUUUUAGCAAAAUCAAGAACAAAAGAUUAAAAUAUUUGUAAUAUUGAAGAUUAAUUUUGUAGUCAAUUUAUAAUCAGACUUAAAGAAAGCAGAGCUUAAUUUGAAAUUAAAAUAAGAUGAUUUAGAUACUGUUUAAUAAAAAUUAAAUAGAUUGGAAAAAAUAGUUUAAGAGACUGAAUAUUAAAACUAAGAAAUUACUAAGUAAUUAUUAAAAUUCAUCUUUUUUAGUCUUAGAAAAAUCAUUGAUGAUAGAAAUAAAGAAAUAGAAAUUUUAAGAAGAUAAAGUUAAUCAUAAUUUACAAAUUAAAAUUUAAAGGAUUUAGAAAGCAAAGUUUCUAUAUUUUAAAAUGAAUGCAAUAGAUUAAAUUAAUUAUUAAAUCACAAGGAAUAAGAACUUUAAUUAUAUAGAGAUUAAUUAAAGAGAUAAUCUCAUUAUAGUAAUAAAUAAUGA